This is a messenger RNA of Plodia interpunctella (Indianmeal moth), 2232 nucleotides long. Its product is annotated as G-protein coupled receptor Mth2-like. Gene Ontology annotation, biological process: G protein-coupled receptor signaling pathway; cell surface receptor signaling pathway. Lineage: Eukaryota; Metazoa; Arthropoda; Insecta; Lepidoptera; Pyralidae. The transcript has 10 exons. Gene Ontology annotation, cellular component: membrane. The coding region runs from base 107 to 2071 and encodes 654 amino acids. The record is from RefSeq and is a predicted model, not a curated record. Gene Ontology annotation, molecular function: G protein-coupled receptor activity.
UGUCGAAUGCGUGCAGCGACUCCGUAGCUUGUAGCGUUAUCGGAAAAACGCGGGAAAAGCGUUUUCUACCGUCCAAGGCUCAGUCGGCUCGCGCCUGCCGUGAGAGAUGGUCGUCUCCGUGCGCUCGCUCGCUCUAGCAUUCGCGGCGAUCGCGAUCGCGACCGCGCGCGCCCACAUAUCCUCCCACGAUAACAUACUCCGAAUACAACUUUGGGACGCCGAGGGACUCAGCAGAGACCCCAUCACGACCCAACCUCCUCCCACCAAAGCUUCGAAACAUAAGUUGAAAGUAAAUUUGGAUUUGCUGAAUAACGAAAUGCUGGAAGAAGGAUACGGAAGUUUUGGCAGGUUCACCAGACACAAAGUUAGACACAAGCGUCGGCGGCCUCGGCAGAGUGGCACCGAUCUGCCUUGGAGGUUCCACUCGGGGGCCGAGUUGGUGAAUGUGGCUGUGUAUGAUGAUGGGGUACCCUGGAAUGUGAUCGAAGGAGACUCGAAGUCCGUGAAUAUCAGUGAUGUAGUGAGUGCGAGUGCGAAUUCGGGUGCGGAAGAAAAGCGGGAAGUCUCCCCGCCGAUGACGCUGCGUCAGGACGAGGACGAGGAAGAAGGCCCAAAGCUGCCAGUGGUACCGAAAUGUUGCGCCAGCGGGCAGAAUCUGAGUAUCAGCCACGACUCAGAGGGAAACGUCAAGUCCGAGUGCGUUCGAACCACUCUAACCUUUUCGCCGAUGUUCUACAAGACCAACGACACACAUCUGUGGAGUUACGAGAGCAAUCUCUAUGAAACCCUCGUUGGAAACCCUUGCCUUUAUGACAGAUAUCGAUUAGAACCAUAUCAAGACAGUAAUGAUGAGUUUUAUCUCAUGGUCAACGGUUCGUUAUUCGUCCCUUUCUCGACACCUCCGUUUUUGGGCACCAAGGACUUUUGCAUGGAGACAUUCUGGAACGAAUCAAAUCCAGCAGGAGUGACUUUGCCUUUGGUUUGCUUCACCGCAUCCUCGGCUGAAACUACCACUUCUGUUACUUUGAUUGCUUAUGCUAUAGGUUUACUAAUAUCUGUACCGUUCCUGCUUUUCACGGCGUUUAUCUACACUUACAUCAAGGAGCUCCGGGACACUCACGGCAAAUCCCUGGCAUGCCACACAAUCUGCCUUGCCAUCGCGUUUCUGUGUUUGGCCACCACUCAACUCGCUGGACAUGCUUUUCCUAUUACCGUGUGCUCGGUUAUGGCCUACCUCAUCCAGUUUUCGUUUGUGUCAUGCUUCUUCUGGCUCAACGUCAUGUGUUUUGAUACAUUCUUAAAUGUUAGGCGCUACAUUGACGCGUUACUUACAAGGAGGAGUAUGAGAAGGCGGUUUGCUUGGUACUGCGCAUACGCAGUCAUAUUACCCGUAGUCCUACUUAUAGUCACCAUAACCAUGGAUCUGUCACCGGCAGUUCCAAGCACUUACCUCAAACCGAAUUUUGGUGUUAAAGGUUGCUGGUUUAAAACGGACCAGGCGGCAUUACCUUAUUUCUACGGGCCUGUAGCGGUCAUCCUCAUCUCUAACAUCAUACUGUUCAUGAUGACGUCAAGGGCCUUUGCCGUUCAUUAUGAUAAGCUUAAGGACGUUACGCCCUUAGAGCUGGCGCAUUCAGACUUCAGCAACUCCGACGACUGGGUGCGCAUGGGCACCGUGCUGGGGCAGCCGCUGCAGGCCAGAGAGCGGUCAGCGACCCCACCGCAGGACCCGCCCGGCAACUUCAACCUGCGGCUGAAGAGAUACAAGAAAAUAUUCCGCAAGUGCUGUAUCCUGUCCUUCAUCAUGGGUUUGUCGUGGGCCUUGGAGGUGGUGUCUUGGGCAGCGGGCGCAGGGUCCUCCUCUGUCUCCGUGUGGUCCAUGUUCGAUCUCAUCAACGCUCUGCAGGGCGUCGUCAUUUUCUGUAUCUUUGUGCUGCAGCAGCCAGUGAGGAAUAUCGUUAUGUCAUCAAAACUCUUCAAAUCAUGCAGGAGGAAAAAGGACGGAUCGGAAGUGUCUGUAGUGAGUGAGAGGAAUAGCAUUAUUAGCCCUGGGAAAAGGGACUACGUGUAGUGAUAUACUAUGAUAGAUUGGACUGUGGAGACUGAUUAUAGUGACAGUAUUAUAAAGGUCAUAUGAGUAUUUGGUUCCAAAUGCAAAGUGUAAACAGCCCGUAAAAUCUGACGAUUAAGUUCCUCAUUUUAUAUUAAAAAUAAUAUAUAACAUUUUCUUCA